This is a messenger RNA of Austrofundulus limnaeus, 6374 nucleotides long. RefSeq names its product synaptotagmin-like 5 (gene sytl5). Gene Ontology annotation, cellular component: exocytic vesicle; plasma membrane. NCBI's taxonomy places the organism in Eukaryota, Metazoa, Chordata, Actinopteri, Cyprinodontiformes, Rivulidae. The record is from RefSeq and is a predicted model, not a curated record. Gene Ontology annotation, molecular function: small GTPase binding; neurexin family protein binding; phospholipid binding. Gene Ontology annotation, biological process: intracellular protein transport; exocytosis.
ACACACACACCACGCCCCCUCCUGUCGGGAACACCCUGGCUGUGGAUCUGUGCCUUCAGACGGCGCUGAGGCGCACCGAGAGGCGCGCACACGGACCGUCAUCCCCGGACUGAUCCCCGGACGGACUCCGCAGCUCGUCCCGCUCCCCCUCCACCACGCACCCAGCCGAAGCCCUCCCUCUUCCCCCAGGUUUUCUCAGAGUGAUCACCUGAAAAUCAAAGAGGAAACUMCAGAGCAGCUCCAGCCCUUCUGUACAUCACAGCUUCAACGAUGCCAACAGAAAAACACAAACUCAGCUGCCAGUCAGACAUUUUGGAGAAAARAAGCAACAUGUAGUUCUCGUUGAACUCCUCCGUGCAAGAUAUCUGGCCUGCUGAUUUCCACUGACUGCAGACCUGAUGGAGAAUACGGUGGAUGAACUCAACCUCUCCUUCCUGCUGGAGCACGAAAGAGACAUGAUCCUGAAGGUGCUGCAGAAGGACGAGAAACUGAGGAAGCGAGAGGAGAAAAGGAUACGGAAGCUUAAAAAUGAGCUGCUGGAGAUCAAGCGGAAAGGUUCCCGCAGGCCCCAGGAACCUGGGGAGCGUCAGUGUGCUCGCUGCCUGAAGGCUCUGGGCCUGAUCUUUGACCGUGGAGAGCUCUGCGAAGAGUGUCGACUGCGCGUCUGCUGUGACUGCCGAGUCACGGUUGCCGGGUCACGCCAGUGGAGGUGCAACGUCUGCGCCAAGAUCUCGGAGCUGAAGGUUGUGACUGGAGAGUGGUUCCUGGAGGAGAGGUCCAAGCGCUUCGAGCACAAAGAGRUGAGCAGCGACGUGAUUAAACAGUCCAUCCUGAGCAGUCCACCGAUCACAGAAAUGAAGUCAACGGAAAAUCUGUCAGUCUCCUCUGAAGCAGAGAAACCUGAAACGCCGAAGUCCAACAGAAGCGCAGUUCGCAGCCUCAUGGAUGGCGCCAAAAAGAAGGGGAGCACGGCGGUGGCUGUYGAGUCCUCAGGGAUGCCCACCGUACCCAACAACCUGCGAUCCCAAACUCCAGAUAAAUCCCCCAAUCCCAGCAACAACCGGAGGGUCAGGCCCGACGGAGCAGAAAGCGUUGCCAGUUUACCCUCCAGUGAAYGUGUGCCUGAGAAGAAGGCAGCUGGUCACCAGAGGACAAACUCUGACGCUCCGAUCAUCUCCGUGUCCCAAGCUUCUGUCUCCUCAGAUCACAGCCGUUCAGAGAUGGAUCUGUCAGCUCCUGGAUCCGAACAGAGCGAUGACGCCCUCAGUCUGAGGAGUCGCUCUGUCCCCGGACUCAAUGAAGCAGAGUUUUCUGACGAGGAGGAAGACAUCGACGCCCUGAUGUCGGCCCACAGCCGGAGCGCCGGCCGGAGCAUCAGCAGCGCAGUGUCAACGAGCAGCAUCAACAGCAUGAUGAGCAUGUACAGCGAGACUGGUGACUAUGGCAACGCCAAGGUGAGCGGCGAGAUCCUCCUGAACAUCGGCUACAACUACAGAACCGGUGCGCUCAACGUCCAGGUGAAAGAGUGUCACAAUCUGGCCACYGGAGAUGAGAGGAGGCAACGCACAGACGCGUAUGUGAAGACUUACCUGCUGCCGGACACGUCUCGACAGAGCAAGAGGAAGACCAGCAUCAAACCCAACACCAUCAACCCCGUUUUCAAUGAGAACCUAAGGUAUGUGAUCAGCCGCUCGCAGCUGGAGACUCGGACCCUGCAGGUGUCUGUGUGGCAUCAUGACCGGUUUGGAUACAACAGCUUCCUGGGGGAGGUGGAGUUGACCUUUGACUCGUGGGAGUUCGACUCCCAGAUGGAGGAGUGGUACACUCUGCAGCCCAGGGUGGAGAGCAGCAUAGACUCCACCAUGCAGUAUAAAGGAGAGCUGACGGUCGUACUGAAGUACAUACCUGCAGAGAAAAACCUCACACUGCCUCUGGACCAAGUUCAAGUGAAGAAGAGUUUUCUGAAAAGCAAGAAGAGGAGCAGUUUCACUCUGCCUAAAGGAGGCAUGGUCGAGCUACUGGUCAAAGGGGCCAAAAAUCUGACAGCCGUCAAGUCUGGAGGCACUUCUGAUCCUUUUGUGAAAGGAUACCUCCUCCCUGACAAUAACAAAUCAACCAAGCACAAAACGGCGGUGGAGCGGCGCACCGUGAACCCACAGUGGAACCACACCUUCACCUACUGUGGCCUGCAGCCAGGAGACCUGAACAACAUCUGCCUGGAGCUGACCGUGUGGGACAAAGAGGCUUUGUCAAGCAACGUCUUCCUGGGAGGAGUCAGACUGGGAGCUGGCACAGGUAAAAGCUAUGGAAACGAAGUGGACUGGAUGGACUCGUACGGCGAGGAACAGCGGGUUUGGCAACGCAUGAUAGAAAACCCAGAGGUUCCUCAGGAGUGUACUUUGAUGCUGCGGUCAAGCAUGCGUAAGGGCAGCACAUGAGUCAAAUCGAAGCACAGUUAAAGGGGAUCAAACAGAGGGAGAUGGAAGUGGUCUGAAGUUAUGAGAUGAGAGCCGGAGAGGCCGAGAAGUAAGAAAACAACUCAAAAGCUCAAAGGACAASAGAUCGUCUCUCUCCGAACUUUCUUUCAUGUUCAGAUCCCUUUUAGUUUCCACCACAGCCGGUCAUGCCUUACUCACUCGUCCACAUGUGCCCCUCUGCCCUGCUGACCAAGCUCUGCUGCUGUUUACAGCUGUCUAUAGAAAACCCUUUGUUGUGUUUAACUGACUGGAACCUUUAAAUAAGCACAUGGUGACUCCUAACGUGUCCGUCCUUGUGUCAUCUGUGAGCUGUUUCUGCAUGUGAUGGAGAACAUAUAUCAGACAUUAGAUGAGACACAGAUCAAUAUAUAUAUAAGUAGAAACAUUCCCUUUAUAAAUGUGAUCUGAAGCACAGAAUGAUGCUAAAAAGCAUCACCAGUGGAAAAAAACCUACUAGUUACUGCGUUACUGCUCAGUCUAAGAUGUAUUUUUAAAAUAAAUCUCCACACAAACACACCAUAAGUUCACACAAACUGUUUCAAUUAAAUGUUUAUGUCUAUGCCUUCUCAAAUAAUUCUGUAGAAAAAUAAUGAAUCACUAGUUUKAAUUUCUUAUAUUCAUCAUUUUAAAAAGACUCCAAUCAAAACCGUUCUGAAUGUAAAAACACAAAGACUGAAUUUUAAAUGAUCUUUUCUUUAAAGAGCUCUUAUUUAGUCCAAUACUUGAUAAAUUGUUUAAAAAAAUUCCUGGAAACUUAAUAAAAUGGCCAUCUCGUACCAGAACUGUACAGAGCUCAAGUUGUCCAAACCAACCAACUACAAAAAUACAAACCUGUUUAAUUUUCACAAAUUAGAACAAAAUAAAUCAACAAAUAUAAUACUAUUUUAAUUUCAAAACAACUGAAAGCAUUGGGUUUUGACAAAAACCUGCAGAUGUAUCUGAGGAAACCCAACUCGACAUUUGCUUUAUGAGGAAACUGUUUUAAUAAAAUCAUGUUGUUUGAGCAUUCAUAUCACUCAAAAUAUGAUAUAAUGUAACUUAUAUGGUAAUUUUCUUGUGGUCAAAAAUAUGAUUGUACAGCAAAAAACCUAAAAGUCUUUGAAAGCUUGAAGUGUCCUUUGUUUGUGCUAAUUAGUUAUUAUUAGCAUGCUAAUAUUAUAGCAGAACUCUGAAACUUUCAAAUCAACAGAGACYUGAUGUCCACCAUCCCUGAUUUAAGUGUACAAACAUCUCUAAUAAAACUGUUAAAUUAAUAUUUUCAAAUAUUUUUUAUCCAGUUAAAAUGUUGUUAGCUAUUAUUUUAAAAUGAAUGUUUUGGUGUUCCAUGGCCCUUCUUGUGGUCCUGACCCCAACACUACGAUCUACAUAAAGUCAGCAAUUUAAACUACAUCAUUUAUGUCAAUAGGAUGCUGUAUUUAAGAUUUGGUAAGAAAAUAUUAUUGCUAUAACUAAAUUAACCAUUAAUUUGUGUGUAAAAUCAAGACGUGCCAGGGACCAAAUACUAUAAAUAAUGUAAUCAAUGAAUAGCAGAGACAGAAAAAUUCUAAUGAGAUUUUUGUCCCUUUCAUAAAUUAAUGACACAUAUGUGUGUUGGUAAAUUGUUUUAAGUUUGAUGAGGUGCUUUAUGUGCUUUAACAUUUAAGAACAUAUUUGCUUUUGGGGAGCUCAGUUAGUGCCAGAUGUCCAAAUGAAAACAGAGAUUGGGAAAACUCCAUAAAUGUCAAGUACAGAURGUCAAGAUCAUACAAUUACACAGAUUUUCCCCAGUUUUGCAAGUAUAUGGAUGCAUCAGGCAAUCACAGUUUUUAAAAAAAUGCAGCUUUGAGUUAGGUCUCAGAGCCUAUAGAACUAAAAAAACUAAAUAAAUAAAAAUAAAACAACAAUAAAUAAAAUUAUAUACUCAUCUCCCAACCUGCUUUGACACUAUAAAUAAGUUUGUCACAUCUCACCGUCUACUUUCCCUGGUCCUCUGUGCUACAGGUGUGGUUAUUUCCACCCCCUCUUUCUGUUUUUUCCAGACGCUCCACUUGUCGAAUGCAAGUACGGUAAUAUGGAUUUUUUGGUGAAAAUUACAGAUUGAGGGUCAAGAUUCAGGUAAACAUCUGAAGGGGUUGACAUGUAUGAAAUUCAUCCCUUUAGUUUACGAGUCAUAUUGUAUGUACACUCUGAACAUCUCUCUGUUUGAGAGUGGAUUACAUCCAAGGUUCUAGAGUGGUGGUCCUCAGAAUUACUUUAGGCAUUUUGAUGUCUKGUAUUUAAAUAGCAUGCGAGUUAAUCAUCAAAGGCUGGCCUGUGGUAAAAAGCUUAAAAGCAGAGUUGAAACAAAAGUGCAAUAAAAAUGAUUUCAGAUUCUUUGUAGAAACUGUAGAGGACAACCAGUGUGCUAAUGGAUACGUAAUGCCAAUAAKGUCUCUGUAGGGCCUGCUGAUCAAYYUGCAAAAAUUCAGUUGUCAUGUGACAGAAGAACCAAGACCACAGUGUAUGUGGUGCUGCUCUCCUUAAUAAACACCUUUACUGCACCUUAAAUCUUUGUUUACGUCAAAUAUUUAUUGAGGUGUUUAUUGUUAUGAAAAGUUUGAGAAACCACUGUAUUAAAUCAUAGCUUAAGAGUUUUGUGAAGUUGGAAAGUUGGACAAAUUCUUACACCUAGAAUCAAUAUUGUCUAAACUAACCAUUGUUAAAUUGCAAACUUCMGCUCCCCUUCAACAGCAAAGAAAAAAAAGUAGAAAAUAGCGCAAAGUCUGAUUAUAAACAAAAGAACUCCAAGCUGAGUAAGUGCUUAGAAACCAACAARAAAGUAAAACAAGGAAAUACAUUUUCCACAUUUAUACACGUUCAUGUUGAAAUGGCUUUAACUGGAGAAAACAGGAUGAAUUAUAUUUGGAAUGUUAUAGCUAGAUGUAGCAAUUUGUAGGUUUUUCCUUAACGUUUUAUUUUUUUUUUUCUUAUCUGGUGUUGAUAAUUUCUGUUUGCAAAUUUGAAUCACCUGCUCUCAGCUGAAAGCACAGUACAGCACAUCUGCACAGUAAUUUUACUGUGUMGUUUAUUUUAACAAGGGAUUUAUUUUGUUGUUGUUUUUUCUCUUACACCUGGCACUUGCAGGGCUCCAUAUUUCCCCCUCACGAGUUGACCAAAUGAACAAUCUGUGGCACAAAGUUUUUUCCCAGACUAGUAAAUUUGGACUGGUUUUUCUGCAUUUUUUGCCACCACACUGUUGCAGUAUGUUAAUAGAGAGUGCACGGUGACAGAGGUGGAAGAACAAAAGGUUACAUGAAGCAGCUCUGAUGCUGACAUCACUUUACACCUAAAAGAGAGCGUGUGAUUUUGCAGUGUGUUCUCAGGAUCCGUGAGAUGGGGCUGUGUGUUACAGAGUGAGUCAGCACUGAGAUGAGCUGUCGUCACUCAGGAAGGGGGCUAAUAAUAAUGAGCGAGUGACACUGACCUUGUCCUUGUCGCCCCGGGCUCUGUCAUUAUUGGUUCUGUGAUGAAUCACAUUCCACAAAAAUAUUUCCAAAUUUAAAUCUUYUUCUUCUUUUCAUGUAGGAUGCCAGUUUGGUCUGCUUGUCCUCUUCAGACCACCUGCUCCGGACUGCCAGAGCAGAUCGUCUCCCAGUUACAGCGGUAGUAAUAAUACACCCAAUAAUACACACUGUCACUGUCCAGUGUCAGAGAUGCUUGCGCAAUAUCUCAUUACAGAAGAAUCUCAGAUUGUUGAGCAUGUUUUAUCUGUAUAUUGUGUCUAGAUUCAAAGUAUCAAGAUUCACUUUUUCCCCUGCUUAUUUUCUCCCAUAUGUUCUACAGGAAUAUUUUGAAAUAAAUACAUGUUUUCAUAGACUGUACGCUGGUUUUGUUGUUUUUGAAGAUGAUAUUAAAUUCUUUCCAAAUGAGCUUUGUGCA